AUGGACGACUACGAUGCUCUCGAGGAUUUCGACUUCGAGCAGACGCUCGGCCCCGGCCCGCUCCCGCCGUCCGCGCCCGCCUUCAGCACCGCCGUGCCUUCUUCCGCGCCCGGCGCGGCGGCAUCCGUGGAGCCGAGCGCCGGCCCUGGCGCACCCGGCGGCGCGGGCGGCGGCAAUUUCGGCGCGAGGACCGACGGGUUCGGCGGGAAUUUGUCGCAGCACCCGCAACCCCCGUACCAGCAGCAGCAGCAGCAACACCAAUUCCCGCAAAGUCAGCAGCAGCAGCAGCAGCAGCAGCAGCAGCCGCAUCAGCAGCAGGCGCACGACAUGGGAGGGGGCCACGGGGGCGGCCCGCCGCCUGCCGGUUUCCGGCGGAAUUACCGGCAGACCGUUUGCCGGCACUGGCUGCGCGGGCUGUGCAUGAAGGGGAACGACUGCGGGUUUUUGCACCAGUACGACAAGAGCCGCAUGCCGGUUUGCCGGUACUUUGCGCGGUGGGGCGAGUGCAGGGAGGUUGACUGCGUGUACAAGCACACCAACGAAGACGUCAAGGAGUGUAACAUGUACAAGCUUGGAUUCUGCCCGAACGGCCCUGAUUGCCGCUACCGACAUUUAAAGCUGCCCGGCCCGCCUCCUCCUGUAGAGGCCCUAGCGGAAAAGUUUCAACUGCAGCUGCAGCAGCGCCCGCCCUUCCACUUCGCGGGGGGGAUGGGGGGCGGAGGGGGGGGCAUGGGGGGAGGGAUGGGGGGAGGGAUGGGGGGAGGCAUGGGGGGAGGCAUGGGGGGCCCGGGGAUGGGGAAUGGGGGGCCAAUGGGGGGCGGCAACAAGCCUGUGCGGUUCUUUUCUGGGCCUGGGGGGAUGGAGCAGCAGGGGGGCGGGGGGAUGGGCGCACAUGGCGGAGGGGGAAUAGGGAUAGGGGGAGGCAUGGGGGGAGGCAUGGGGGGAGGCAUGGGGGGAGGCAUGGGGGGAGGCAUGGGGCAAGGCAUGGGGCAAGGGGGAAUGGGCCCAGGGGGGAAUAUGGGGCCUGGGGGAGGAGCAGGUGGGGGUAUGGGCGGAGGCGGGGGAGGGGGAAUGGGGGGAGGAGGGGAGAUGGGGCAAGGGGGCCCCAUGGGGCAAGCAGGCGGGGGAGCAGGGCCUGCUGGGGGGAUGGGCGCAGGCGGAGGGGGGAUGGGGCCAGGCGGAGGGGGAAUGGGGCAAAGCGGAGGGGGAAUGGGGGCGGGCGGAGGGGCAGGGGGGGCAGCUGGGCAUAUGCAGCAACAGCAAGGGAUGGCGGCUCAAGCAGGAGGCAUGGGAGGAGGGGGAGGGAUGGGUGGAGGGAUGGGGGGAGGGAUGGGGGGAGGGAUGGGAGGAGGGGGGAUGGGAGGGGGAGCAGGAGGGAUGCACGGGGAAGGGGGGAUGAUGAUGGGUGAUGUGUCAGCAGCAGGCAUGGGAGCAGCAAUGGCGCCGUCUCAACCCAUGAGUCUCGCCAUUCCCCCGCCUCCAGGCACAACCAGGUACUUCAUCGUGAAGAGCAACAAUUUAGAAAAUCUUGAACUGUCGGCGCAGCGGGGCAUGUGGGCGACGCACCGCAACAACGAGGGGAAGCUGAACGAGGCGUACGAGUCGUGUGACAGCGUUAUCCUCAUCUUUUCCGUCAAUGAGACCAGGCACUUCCAGGGCUGUGCGCUAAUGAUGUCGCGCAUAGGAGCAGUGGUGGGGGGAGGGCCGUGGAAGUAUGCUCAGAGGAUGGGCAGCUAUGGACAAAACUUCCGUAUCCGAUGGCUCAAGCUGUGUGAGCUAUCAUUCAACAAGACGCGCCACCUGCGCAACCAGUACAAUGACAACCAGCCCGUCAAGAUCAGCCGCGAUUGCCAAGAAGUGGAGCCCUCGGCCGGCGAGCAGCUCACUGCUCUUCUCUACCGCGAGCCAGACGCUCCUUUGCUGGCCACGGCACGAGAAGCAGAGAAGAAGAGGCUGAUGGAGCAGCAAGCUCAGGCGCAGGGCAGGGGGGGCAUGGGGGGAGGAGGGGGGACUGGGGGGACUGGGAGGAAUGGGGGGAAUGGGGGGAAUGGGGGCAAUUCGGGUACACGCCAGGCAGGGAACAGACGAGCGAGCCAGAAGAAAGAAGAGGAGGAAGAGGAGGAAGAGGAGGAUUCAGAUGAUGGGGAUGAUGAUGAUGAUGAUGAUGAUGAUGAUGACGAUGAUUCAGAUGAUGAUUCUGAUGAGGAUGAUGAGGAAGAUGAGGAGAGUGAGGAGGAGAAGGAGAAGGGGGGAAGAGGAGUGGGGGUCAAGUAG
Molecule: messenger RNA, 2274 nt
Organism: Closterium sp. Yama58-4
Lineage: Eukaryota; Viridiplantae; Streptophyta; Zygnematophyceae; Desmidiales; Closteriaceae
Source: the annotation of a GenBank genome assembly